UUGCUUCUUCGGACACUCUCUCCGGAGUCUGGUAUUGUGCCGUGGACAUGGCGUCUCUCUCUUCUGUGGCUAACAAUAAUGAGCUUCACGUAGUGAUGUUCCCAUGGUUAGCUUUUGGGCACAUGAUGCCGUUUUUGGAGCUCUCCAAGCGUUUAGCUGAAAGGGGUCAUCGCGUCUCUUUCGUUUCCACACCCAGAAACAUCCAAAGACUCCCCAAGAUCCCUCCAAGCUUAUCAUCUCUCGUGCAUCUGGUGGAGCUCCCCUUGUCUCCCACCGACGGUUUGCCGGAGAACGCAGAGGCAACUGUUGAUCUCUCAUACCACAAGGUCCAGUACCUUAAGAAGGCCUUCGAUGGGUUGGAGGGACCCUUGACUCGUUUCUUGGAGAGCUCAUCCCCAGACUGGAUCCUUCACGAUUUUGCGCCUCACUGGUUGUCGCCUAUCACAGCGAAGCUUGGCCUGCCUUCUGCUUUCUUCAGUCUCUUCAAUGCAUCGGCACUUGCCUUCUUUGGGCCUCCGAAUGCUUUGUUGGGUGGGGAUGAUGACUGUCGGACGAAGCCGGAAGACUUCACCGUUCCGCCCAAGUGGGUCCCUUUCCCAUUGGCGUUUCGCCUCUAUGAGAUCCUUAGAAUGGUCGAUGGCUUAGACCGGAAUGCUUCAGGUGUCUCCGACACCUACCGAAUUGGAUCAGCGGUCCUAGGCUGCGAUAUUGUGGUCAUUCGAAGCUGUAUGGAGUUCGAAUCCGAAUCCGAUUGCUUACGUCUCCUCGAGGAAAAGAUCUACUGCAAGCCAGUCAUUCCGGUCGGUCUACUCCCUCUGGCGGCACCAGCAGUGAAAGAUGCCAUGGGUGAGGAUGACAAGUGGCUAGACCAACAGGGGCGGGGGUCGGUGGUUUAUGUUGCAUUCGGGAGUGAGGUAACACUGAGCCAAGAAGAUGUGACGGAGUUGGCUGUUGGCCUAGAGCUUUCUGAGUUGCCAUUCUUCUGGGUGUUAAGGAAGCCAUCCAGCUUGACCCAGGAAGAGUGGGGACUAUUACCAGAUGGGUUUGAGGAACGAACCAAGGGUCGAGGGGUGGUGUGUAGGGGUUGGGCACCACAGCAGAGAAUCUUAGCACACCCAUCGGUUGGUGGAUUCUUGACCCACUGCGGUUGGAGUUCGAUAAUCGAGGCACUUGAGUUCGGGCAUGCAUUCAUUCUACUGCCCUACUUGGCAGACCAAGGGUUGAAUGCUAGGCUAUUAGCAUGGAGAAAGUUGGGGGUAGAGAUACAGAGAGAUGAACGAAGUGGGUCGUUCACAAGGAGCUCUGUGGCCGAGUCGCUGAGGUUGGUGAUGGUGAGCGACGAGGGCGCAGAGUUGAGGGCCAAUGCGAGGAAGAUGGCAGAGAUGGUGGGCAAUAAGCAACUGCACGAUCAGUACGUGGAUCAUUUGAUUAGCUACAUGCAAGAGAAUAGACGUAGUCACGUAACUCGUAAGGCGUGGCCAUUGAAACCAGGCAAAUAGGGAAAUCUGGACUGCAUCAAUAAUGGCCAGAUGAUCAAUAUGUUUAGGAAAGAAAUACUGCAUAUGGUUAGAUUUGAUUUGGGUUGGUUCGAUUUUGUAUGCAAUUUGGACUGCAUCUGCAUAACAACCCGGAGGAGAACUAAGGUGCCUGAUUUUGUGGUUGGGGAAGAGAGUGAAUCAUGUUUUUAGACUUUAGUUGAACAAUAAAAGAAUAAUCUUGUUCUGUCA
Messenger RNA from Nelumbo nucifera (sacred lotus), 1727 nucleotides. Its product is annotated as UDP-glycosyltransferase 91C1-like. Gene Ontology annotation, molecular function: UDP-glucosyltransferase activity. The record is from RefSeq and is a predicted model, not a curated record. NCBI's taxonomy places the organism in Eukaryota, Viridiplantae, Streptophyta, Magnoliopsida, Proteales, Nelumbonaceae.